Drosophila miranda is the source of this 2118-nucleotide messenger RNA. RefSeq names its product mucin-2-like. Bases 93 to 2018 code for a protein of 641 amino acids. NCBI's taxonomy places the organism in Eukaryota, Metazoa, Arthropoda, Insecta, Diptera, Drosophilidae. The transcript has 2 exons. The record is from RefSeq and is a predicted model, not a curated record.
GAAGAAGACAUCAGUUGACGGCUUUGCACCACCCAGUGAAGUCCCAGCUCCACCGUUCCAUAGUUCCAGUAAUCUCGGAAGCAAAGACCAACAUGAAGCUCUUUAUUGGCUUCCUAAUUGCGAGCUUACUGCUUAUAAACUGCUCGAACGUCUUCUCGUUACGUAUCGUCCGAAGGACGUCCACCCCGGAAUGCCCCACCACCGAGCCACCGACCUGUGAGACUACCACCACAGAAUGCCCCACCACCGAACCGACCUGUGAGACUACCACCCCGGAAUGCCCCACCACCGAACCGCCGUGUGGUUGCACGGAGACGUCACCGCCCUGUGAGACUACCACCCCGGAAUGCCCCACCACCGAGCCACCGACCUGUGAGACUACCACCACAGAAUGCCCCACCACCGAACCGACCUGUGAGACGGAGACGUCACCGCCCUGUGAGACUACCACCCCGGAAUGCCCCACCACCGAGCCUACGACCUGUGAGACUACCACACCGGAAUGCCCCACCACUGAGCCGCCGUGUGGUUGCACGGAGACGUCACCUCCCUGUGAGACUACCACCACAGAAUGCCCCACCACCGAGCCACCGACCUGUGAGACUACCACCCCUGAAUGCCCCACCACUGAGCCACCGACCUGUGAGACUACCACCCCGGAAUGCCCCACCACUGAGCUACCGACCUGUGAGACUACCACCCCGGAAUGCCCGGAGACUUCACCUCCCUGUGAGACUACCACCACAGAAUGCCCCACCACCACCAGCACCACCCUGCGCUCCACAGAAUGCCCCACCACCGAGCCACCGUGUGGUUGCACGGGAACGACACCCAGCUCCACCACCCCGCGCACCACCCGUAAAACCACCACCACAGAAUGCCCCACCACCACCAGCACCACCCUGCGCACCACAGAAUGCCCCACCACCGAGCCACCGUGUGGUUGCACGGGAACGACACCCAGCUCCACCACCCCGCGCACCACCCGUAAGACCACCACCACCACACUGCGCACCACCCGUAAGACCACCACCACAGAAUGCCCCACCACCACCAGCACCACCAUGCGCACCACAGAAUGCCCCACCACCGAGCCACCGUGUGGUUGCACGGGAACGACACCCAGCUCCACCACCCCGCGCACCACCCGUAAGACCACCACCACAGAAUGCCCCACCACCACCAGCACCACCCUGCGCACCACAGAAUGCCCCACCACCGAGCCACCGUGUGGUUGCACGGGAACGACACCCAGCUCCACCACCCCGCGCACCACCCGUAAGACCACCACCACAGAAUGCCCCACCACCACCAGCACCCCGCGCACCACCCGUAAGACCACCACCACAGAAUGCCCCACCACCACCACCACCCUGCGCACCACCCGUAAGACCACCACCACCACAGAAUGCCCCACCACCACCAGCACCACCCUGCGCACCACAGAAUGCCCCACCACCGAGCCACCGUGUGGUUGCACGGGAACGACACCCAGCUCCACCACCCAGCGCACCACCCGUAAGACCACCACCACAGAAUGCCCCACCACCACCAGCACCACCCUGCGCACCACCCGUAAGACUACCACCACAGAAUGCCCCACCACCACCAGCACCACCCUGCGCACCACAGAAUGCCCCACCACCGAGCCACCGUGUGGUUGCACGGGAACGACACCCAGCACCACCUCCCCCACCACCAGCACCACCUCAGACUGCACCACCCCCAGCAUCACACCUACUACUGACGAGCCCUGCAGGACAACUAAAAGACGCAAAACCUCCACCAGAAAGUCCAAAACCACCACCGAAAAAUCAAAAACCACUUCCAAAAAACACAAAAAAUCCAAGACCACUUCCAGAAAACCCAAAACAACCAAAAAACACCUCAAAUCCAAAAACCCCACCAAAAAAUGCACAGCCACACCAAAGCCGCCCUGUUGGUUCCCCAUCCCAUUGCCCUGCUUCCUUACCCCAAGGCCCUGCCCCACCCCUAAGCCCAAGUGCGGCUGCGAAUAGUGCGGAUAGAUGAUGGAACCCACCUCGUCAACGGUAAUGAUCACUAGUUUCUUUUAUAUUUCUGUUUAAAUAAAUAUUAUUGAUGCAUAUCUACGAAAAA